Penaeus chinensis is the source of this 1107-nucleotide messenger RNA. RefSeq names its product fibroblast growth factor receptor-like 1. The transcript is spliced from 6 exons. NCBI's taxonomy places the organism in Eukaryota, Metazoa, Arthropoda, Malacostraca, Decapoda, Penaeidae. Bases 1 to 1107 code for a protein of 368 amino acids. The record is from RefSeq and is a predicted model, not a curated record.
AUGGCGGAAGUUGUGGAUAAAAUUCAGAGAGACUUUUAUUACUCAGUCAAGGGAAGCGAGCCGUGGGACGGUGUAGAACUCACAGACGAGGAACUAGGAGGAGAGUCGCGCCUGACGAAGCAUUACCUGCACCUCCUGAACCUAAGGCAAGUGGACAGCGCCAUAUACACGUGCGCUGCCGCCAACUCUGUGGGUGCUGUGACUGCCAACUGGACGGUCAGGGUCAUAGGUCAAGCUCGCCCUCGAGAACCGGAAUUCAACCCCCAAGAUCCAGCUAACACUACCGUAGUCGAAGGCUCAGUGGCAACGUUCCAGUGCAGUGGUACGUCGGAGGUCACCCCGCAUAUAAAGUGGCUUCGUCGACUGGAAGACGGCUCCUCCGACGGCAACUAUGUUCAUGAGAACCAGACUAUUAAUUGGAAGGGUCAUCGAUAUGUUGUACUCCAGGCAGCUCAAGUCCUCACACCUGGUGAUGGGUCAUUCUAUACGAAGGUGAAUCUCAAGAAAGCCUUGAUUAAUUCACUUGUCAUACCCAGAGCCUCGAUGCAAGAUGUUGGAUUUUAUGUUUGCACUGUGACAAACAGUUUUGGCUUAGACUACAGACAAGCAUAUCUCUCAGUGAUUACUGAGACUUCUGAGAGCAACAUGUUGAUGCUUGUAGUGGGUCUGGGCUGUGUGGCAGGAUUAAUUGUAGUCAUCGUAAUAGUGAUGACUGUUCGCCGUGUCCAGACCAGCAAACCACCCCCACCCCCAGGCCCUAGUGAAGGGGCCCUGUUGCCACCGCCUCCCAUGAACCAGGGAAAGAUGCAGCCCCCACCGACACACCAUCCCCGCUAUGUGCCCCAGACAGCCAAGCACAGCAGUCAGCAGGGAACUCCGCAUGGACAUGCUGUAGGCCCAGAAGGACCUUUACUGCAGUAUGCUGGGGGUGUGGUGCACCUUCCUCCUCAGUCUGCCAUGGCAGGAGGUGGCCAAGGGGCACAGCCAAUAAUUGUAUAUCAGGACCCAGCCACUGCUGCUUCUGUCUACAUUGCCCAGCGACCACAGGCACCGGCAGCAUCUGUGGGGAGACCUGAAUAUCAGUAUCAACAUCUGGAUGUCAUAUGA